AUGGCUUCUGCCAAUCCCGAUGUCAAUUCCUUUGUCGCUGGCUCUAGCAUGGUUUUGAACUGGGAAAUAGAUGUCAAGGUCUUGUUUCCAUUUUGGAGAACUUAUGGUAUUCCUGGAAUGCUGAUCACUAGCAUCUGCAUUGGAGUGUCCUGCUUUCUUCUCGAAUGGUUUAGAGAGUAUCGACACCAUCAAGAUCCACAGUGGCUCAAUCAAUUAGAAUCCUUUGCAUACACCAAUACACCCUCAACGCAAUCCAUAGAUGACAUUCCUCUUCAUACCCGAUUGCCAACUCAUACACCAUCUACACUCCAUAUGUCUCAUGAAUCAGUCUUGAGCAAUUCAGAAUGGCAAAGUGCAAAUACAGAUGUAGAGCCUACUAACCCAUCCUGGGCAACUUUGCAAGAAGUCCCAAUUGCUCAUGGGUUUGGAACCCCAGGUGAUACCAACAGUGUUAAUUUGAAGUCUCCAAUAGUACCUCCUAUGCGACAUUUGGAUCGAAUGGGUGGUAGCAAGACUUCACGCAAUGGUAGAGGUAUCUAUGACAGCGGAACAAGACGAGUGGCUGCCAGUGCUUCAUGCUAA
Messenger RNA from Batrachochytrium dendrobatidis JAM81, 582 nucleotides. RefSeq lists its product as uncharacterized. Gene Ontology annotation, cellular component: membrane. The transcript has 5 exons. NCBI's taxonomy places the organism in Eukaryota, Fungi, Chytridiomycota, Chytridiomycetes, Rhizophydiales. Gene Ontology annotation, biological process: copper ion transmembrane transport. The record is from RefSeq and is a predicted model, not a curated record. Bases 1 to 582 code for a protein of 193 amino acids. Gene Ontology annotation, molecular function: copper ion transmembrane transporter activity.